Paramacrobiotus metropolitanus is the source of this 1372-nucleotide messenger RNA. RefSeq lists its product as uncharacterized. The transcript is spliced from 4 exons. Gene Ontology annotation, biological process: tRNA-type intron splice site recognition and cleavage; tRNA splicing, via endonucleolytic cleavage and ligation. The coding region runs from base 227 to 1183 and encodes 318 amino acids. Gene Ontology annotation, molecular function: nucleic acid binding; tRNA-intron lyase activity. The record is from RefSeq and is a predicted model, not a curated record. NCBI's taxonomy places the organism in Eukaryota, Metazoa, Tardigrada, Eutardigrada, Parachela, Macrobiotidae.
UUCGACAGACCGUGAGGAGUUCACAAUCACAGAGAAAACACAAGCCAAGAAACAUCACUCAAAUGAGUCAAAUCAGACAAGUUUGUUUUUGUCGGAAGAUUCGAAAACUGCGGUUUCUGUAUUACUCGGAUUUUUACAUAAUCAGAAUAUUAUCAGACAGAACUGUCAGCUACAUUCGUUCAAUACUUUAUUGUUUCAAUCAAUUUCGAAGCCGCUGGACUUCACUAUGGGUACGUCUAUGCCUCCCUUGAAACGACUUGCUGGACAUUCUGCCACUGCGACAGCUGCUCUUCCUGAUCUUGGUGACGACCACAAGGUUACCGUUAAUGUUGGUGCAGGGAACACCCUGUGGGUUUGGGAUCCUGCGGAUGCAAUCCAUGUCCAGAAGGUGUAUCGAAUUCAAGGAGUACUGACCGGGUGUUUUCCGAAAGUUCCCAUGCAAGACACUUUUGCCAGCUUGCCCUUGCGUCUUAUGCCGGAAGAAGCAGCUUAUCUGCGUGAUCGCGGACGUGCAGUGUUUGUCAGCGAAGAGCCUUUAGCUCGCAGUCUGCCAACUUUGUUGGAUCGCGGUCACUUUGAUGCCAUGCGCCACGAGCAGUUUCAGCAGCAGGCGGAUCUGUUCACAAUUUUACGUGAAUCUCACACCGAUGUCCAUAAGGAUGAGUUACUCAAGAGAUUCGAGGAAGAACAGAGCCGAGCUAUGGAGCAGGAAGGCAGACCAUCUUUACGUGACCGUGAAGAACUGUGGAGAACGGAACGAGAGCGAUGGCUAGGAAAGCCGAUUGAAGAUAUUCGUCACGUCUUCAACAUGGAGCUGCCCACCCGAUCGUGGAGGGUCGGCCAGUCUCUUAUCCAUCUGCCGGAAAUCUCUUUCCAGUACCCAACGAAUGACAAGGAAAGUGCCGCUUGUGUUGUUUUCACCGCAUUGAUGGACGCGGGGUUCAGUGUUACUUCCGGUGCCAAUUAUGGAGCUGACUUUUUGGCUUUUCGCGGCGAUCCUCAUGUCGUGUAUUCUUCGUACAUGGUGAAAGUUGUGCGGGAGAAGGAGGAGUUCAAGCUGGACGAAUACUUGCGACUUGGACGCGUUGCCACCACAGCAAAGAAAGCCAUUUUGUGGGCGAUUGUUAUUGACAAUAAUUCACAAGUUCGCUUCUGCUGUAGUAAAUGGGCUCUGAUGAAAUGAGGAUUGUGCCGUUUUGUAGUACUCGAAUCAGUUACAAUAGUUGUGUUACUUGUGUACUUGUUCUCGUAAAUGGAAUUAAUAAAUUGACCUUGCGUAAUUAUAAGCGUUGCGACGGCUCACACCUUUGCUUUUUCACUGGCUUUCGCCUUUCUGGUACUGUACUGUACAUACCGUAUAAAUUUGGAUUUG